This is a messenger RNA of Dermacentor silvarum, 1191 nucleotides long. Its product is annotated as histidine-rich glycoprotein-like. The record is from RefSeq and is a predicted model, not a curated record. Bases 1 to 1092 code for a protein of 363 amino acids. Lineage: Eukaryota; Metazoa; Arthropoda; Arachnida; Ixodida; Ixodidae. The transcript is spliced from 4 exons.
AUGGCAUAUGAAGAAAACAAGCAAGCAAACAGUUUUUCACGAGGAGCAGAAGAAGAAGCACUAGGGCUGAGGCUCGGACGUGUCCUCGCUCAGGUCUCUCUUCGAGCAACGCUGGUCCGAGAAGUCCGCAUCCUUCCUUCAAAGCAAGUGGUGGCCAAGGAUUUCCUGCACUUGUUCCACCCACCAUUCGUGCGCGAGCUGCGGCCAUUCCACCAGAGCAUCUCCGCCUCACGCUCUGAUGACCCUCCGUGCAGCACAUCAAUCGCGUUCAGAGAAUUUCACAACCUCCAAGCGAAAUCUCAGGAAGUGGACUCCCCGUAUGGCCACAGACGGCGCUCAGAAGGCUUCGGCCAAACGGCGUACACCGACCGCGGUGGAGAGACAACCGUGGGAGGCACUUCCGUGGGAGCCACCUCCGUGGGCACCGCCAUGAGCUUCUUCACGUCGGCACCACACGGCACUGACGUGGACAGCGCCUGGAGCGAAGCGUACAGGAUGCAUCGGGACCACAGUGGAAGAGGGCACUACGGGAGCGUUGAAAGGGGGCACAAUAAGACCGAUUACGAGGCCCACCGUUUCUGUUCCGGGCGCCAAGGAAUCUACAGUCACCUCUACUACGACUACAACUACCACCACGACUACAACCACGACUACCACAACCACCACCACAACAACGACGACUACCACAACCACGACUACUACGACAACCACCACAACCACGACUACUACGACAACCACAACUACUACUACUACAACCACCACCACAACAACGACCACCACAACGACCACCACAACUACAACCACCACCACAACGACCACCACAACUACAACCACCACCACUACUACAACCACCACCACAACGACAACCACAACUACAACCACCACCACAACCACCACCACUACUACAACCACGACUACAACUACAACAACCACCACCACCACAACUACGACUACGACAACCACCACCACGACUACAACAACCACCACAACAACCACCACGACUACAACUACUACAACAACCACUACAACUACAACCACCACCACAACCACUACAACCACCACGCCCAGACCCACCACAGCCAGGAAACCUAAGCCUCCAGCCAAGGGCCCUCCAGAUCCAGUUCCCGGUAUGUUAAAAAUGUUGCCUAGAUGCUCGCGCUCUGUUUCCGCCUUAUUAAGGCACUAUUAGCG